ACAAACGUGUUUUUGCAAAAAUGCCAGGCGCUUUUGCAGAGAUUAUAGACGAUAUAGAAGAUUUAAUAUCUUCACAGGACAUAACUCCUAAAGAACGGUACGCCAGUCGAAAGAAUGUCACCGUACGGUCUCGCAAACGCGAGGAGAAAAACGCAGAACCAGUGGAAAAAGUGAUCUUGGAAAGUGUCGUCCCAGGAACCCAAACCGUGUAUGUGAAGACAUGGGGAUGUGCGCACAACAACUCAGACUCAGAGUACAUGGCGGGGUUGCUGGCGGCACACGGGUACCCGCUCACCGAGGACAAGUGGCAGGCGCAGCUGUGGCUGCUCAACUCCUGCACCGUCAAGAGCCCUGCCGAGGAUCAUUUUAAGAACGAGAUAGAGCUAGGUCGCAGUCGUGGCAUCCACGUCGUAGUAGCAGGGUGCGUGCCGCAGGGGGCGCCGCGCGCCGAGUACCUGCAGGGGCUCAGUGUGGUCGGCGUACAGCAGAUUGACCGCAUCGUUGAGAUUGUCGAGGAGACUCUUAAGGGCCACACCGUCCGUCUAUUCGGCCAAAAGAAAACAACAGACGGUAGGAAGGCUGGUGGCGCAUCCCUUCUGCUGCCCAAAGUGCGGAAGAACCCUCUAAUAGAGAUAAUAGCAAUAAACACGGGGUGCCUGAACCAGUGCACGUAUUGUAAGACGAAGCACGCGCGUGGGGAGCUGGCCAGCUACCCGCCGGAGGAGAUUGUCGAGAGGGCGCGCCAAGCGUUCAAAGAGGGCGUCGCGGAGAUCUGGCUCACUAGCGAGGACACUGGUACAUACGGCCGCGACAUCGGCACCUCCCUGCCCGAGUUGCUAUGGCAACUGGUGGCUGUGAUCCCCUCGGGCUGUCGUCUCCGGCUCGGCAUGACCAACCCGCCGUACAUACUGGAGCACCUCGAGCAGGUGGCGCAGAUCAUGCACCACCCUCGCGUCUACAAGUUCCUCCACGUGCCGGUGCAGGCGGGCAGCGACCAGGUGCUGGCGGACAUGAAGAGGGAGUACACGCGCGCUGACUUCGAGCACGUCGUCGACUUCCUGCGGGAGAAAGUACCGGGCAUAACGAUAGCAACGGACAUAAUCUGCGGCUUCCCAACGGAGACAGAUGAAGACUUCAAACAGACCAUGUCUCUGUGCGACAAGUAUCGCUUCCCCUCGCUGUUUAUCAACCAGUUCUUCCCGCGACCCGGCACGCCCGCUGCUAAGAUGACCAGGGUACCGGGCCAAGAAGUAAAGAAGCGCACCAAACAAUUAUCGGAACUGUUCCGUUCAUACGAGCCGUACUCUGAUAGGGUGGGACAGACGUACCAAGUGCUCGUCACUGACGUGUCGCAUGACCGCAACUACUACGUGGCGCACAACGAGUUCUAUGAACAGGUCCUGGUACCAAAAGAAGAAAAGUACAUGGGGAAGAUGCUUACAGUCAAAAUCACAAGUACGACUAAGUUUUCCAUGAUGGGCCAACCAAUAGACAAGCCUACUAUGCCGGGACUAACCGCCCCUCUUAAAAAGGGGGAGGUUUCGGGACUAAGUACCGAAAUUGGUACAAACAAUUCCGGUACCAAAAUGCCGGUACCGAUACCAAUUUUAAUGUUAUUAUUUGCUUUAGUUCUAAGGUUGAUCUGGAUGUUUUUAUAGCUUAAUAAAUUAUUUUUAGAAUUA
This is a messenger RNA of Pectinophora gossypiella (pink bollworm), 1682 nucleotides long. RefSeq names its product threonylcarbamoyladenosine tRNA methylthiotransferase. NCBI's taxonomy places the organism in Eukaryota, Metazoa, Arthropoda, Insecta, Lepidoptera, Gelechiidae. Gene Ontology annotation, cellular component: endoplasmic reticulum. Gene Ontology annotation, biological process: tRNA methylthiolation. The record is from RefSeq and is a predicted model, not a curated record. Gene Ontology annotation, molecular function: tRNA (N(6)-L-threonylcarbamoyladenosine(37)-C(2))-methylthiotransferase activity; 4 iron, 4 sulfur cluster binding. Bases 21 to 1658 code for a protein of 545 amino acids. The transcript is spliced from 9 exons.